Molecule: messenger RNA, 2873 nt
Organism: Callithrix jacchus (white-tufted-ear marmoset)
Lineage: Eukaryota; Metazoa; Chordata; Mammalia; Primates; Cebidae
Gene: ANKS4B
Product: ankyrin repeat and sterile alpha motif domain containing 4B
Biological process (GO): brush border assembly
Molecular function (GO): protein binding
Source: RefSeq, a predicted model, not a curated record
GGUUGCUCUGCCAACACCCUGCUCUGCCUGGAGAGAUAUCUGGCCAGUUCUGGUGAGCAGAAAAAAUGUCUACUCGUUACCACCAAGCUGCUAGUGAUAGUUAUCUGGAACUUCUAAAAGAGGCUACCAAGCGAGAUCUAAAUCUUUCGGAUGAAGAUGGCAUGACUCCCACUCUCUUAGCAGCCUACCAUGGGAACUUGGAAGCCCUAGAGAUAAGCUGCAGUAGAGGAGGGGACCCUGAUAGGUGUGACAUCUGGGGAAACACUCCUCUACAUUUUGCAGCCUCCAAUGGCCAUGCCCACUGUGUCUCAUUCCUGGUCAACUUUGGUGCCAACAUCUUUGCCCUGGAUAAUGACUUACAGACUCCGCUGGAUGCUGCCGCCAGCAGGGAGCAGAAUGAAUGUGUUGCUCUCCUGGACAAGGCUGCCACUGCCCAGAACAUCAUGAACCCCAAGAAGGUUGCCAGGCUGAAGGAGCAGGCUCAGAAGAAUGCCAGGAGGCAGAUCAAAGAGUGUGAGCGGCUCCAGGAGAAGCACCAAAAUAAGAUGGCCCGUACCUACAGCAAGGAGGAAUCUGGGACUCUCUCUUCUUCCAAGGGCACCUUCUCCAGGUCAUCCCCUUCAAAUGCUUCUGCUCCUGGCACAUUUGGGUCACUAUCUAAGGGUAUCAAAGACACUUUCAAGAUCAAGUUCAAGAAGAACAAAGAUACAGCAGAACAGGUGGGGAAGGAAGGCAGAAGUGGGCAGAGGAAUGUGAUGGAAGUGUUCAGAGAGGACGAGGAAGACUCCUUCUCAGGGGACUUCAAAGAGAAGCUCCAGUUGUCGGCAGAGGAGGACAGCAGUGUGCACCGUGAAUCCAUUCUCAAUCGUCCAGGUCUAGGAAAUAUUGUUUUUAGAAGGAACAAAUUAUCAAGUCCUGAAGACAUCUCAGAUAGCGAGAGGGAGUUGGGGUUUAAACUGCCCAGUGAAUUGCUUCAAAGACAAGGAGCAGCAGCAGCUGAUGAGGACGCAGCUGAUGAAGAGGGAGAGAAAAACAGCAUCAAAGAUGAUCUGCCGUGGGAUGAGGAUGAAGUGGAGUGGGAGGAAGACGUGGUUGAUGCCACGCCCUUGGAAGUGUUCUUGCUGUCUCAGCACCUGGAAGAAUUCCUGCCUAUCUUUAUGAGAGAGCAGAUUGAUCUAGAAGCUCUGCUGCUCUGCUCUGAUGAGGACCUUCAGAGCAUACAAAUGCAGUUGGGUCCCAGGAAGAAAGUUCUAGAUGCUAUCAACAGGAGGAAGCAGGUGCUACAACAGCCUGGGCAGCUGGUCGACACCAGCCUGUGAUGGAGAGCCUUGGAGGGCAGCACUGGGGUGAUGCUGUGGCCUGCUGGUCGCACUCUAGGCAGCACUCCCUCUCUACCCAAUGCCAGAUCACUGGGAAUGGAUUCUAGGGCAUUUGAGAUGCUUACCUGAGAGAGAGGCCCAAACUUUACUCUGGGAAGUAGACUAUGCCCAUCCAAAUAAAUCACCAUGAGAAACUUGAGGAGAUUUCAUAACAAUAAAAUGGCAUUUCUCUUCAGUUAUAUACAUAUGUAUAAUUUUUUUUUUUUUUAGUUGAGAGUCUUACUCUCUCACCCAGGCCGGCGUGCAAAUGGUAUGAUCAUAGUUCACUGUAUUCUUGACUUCCUGGGCUCAAGUGAUCCUCCCACCUCAGCCUCCCAAGUAGCUGGGACUACAGGUGUGCACCCCCACACCUGGCUUAUAUUGUAUGUUUUAGUAGAGGUGGGGUCUUUCCAUGGUGCUUAGACUGGUCUCAAACUCUUGGCCUCAAGCAGUCCUCCCAAAACACUGGGAUUACAGGUGUGAACCACUGUACCCAGCCUAUCUUUUUGAUACUUCUGAAUAAAGAAAGUGUCAUAUGCAUGACAGGAAAAUGAAACUUUCUUUACUUUUCUAUGUCUGGAUUUAAAAUUACAAUCUCAUCACAUUAUCCUGCUGCUUGCUUUCUGAUGUGUAUAACCUGGGGAUUAUAACUCUUUUUCUGUACUGAGCUCUAUGGCUUUGCCUAGUGGUAGAGACUAAAGCUAUUCCCUGGCCUGAGGCUUGAUGCCCAACUUAAAUGCAUCUAACCCUUUAACAAAUGUGUACUUGUUUACAAGUAGUGGAAAUGGGUCUAUAAUACUCCUGCCUGAGAAUAGAGACAGAGUGGUAGUGGGGAAAGUGAAGAAAUAGAAUACAGGGUACCUGUUGUGGACUGAACAGUGUCAAAUUCAUAUGUUGAAGCUCUGACUCCUAAUGUGACUGUAUUUGGAAAUAGGAUCUUUAAAGAAGUGAUUAAGGUUAAAUGAAGUCAUAAGAACAAGACCCUAAUCCCAAAUGACUGGUGACCUUUUAUUCUUUUUUUUUUUUUUUUUUUCUUUUUGAGAUGGAGCCUUGCUCUGUUGUCCAGGCUGGAGUGCAGUGGCACAAUCUCAGCUCACUGUAACCUCUGCCUCCCAGGUACAAGCGAUUUUCAUGCCUUAGCCUCCUGAGUAGCUGGGAUUUCAGGCAUGCACCACCAUGCCUGGCUAAUGUUUUUGUAUUUUUAGUAGAGACAGGGUUAGCCAGGCUGGUCUCAAACUCCUAACCUCAGGUGAUUCAGCUGCCUUGGCCUCCGAGAGUGCUGGGAUUACAUGUGUGAGCUACUGCACCUGGCCUAGGGCUGGUGUCCUUCUAAGAAGAGGAAGAGACUUGUAGGUGGAAAGCAUACAGAGGCCAUGUGAGGACACAGUGAGAACCUCAGGCCGCCGUCUGCAAGCCAAGAAGAGGGGCCUCAGGAGAAACUAACCCCGCCAACACCUUGAUCUUGGACUUCCAGCUCCGAAGGUGUGAAAAAAUAAACUUCUAUUGUUGAAGGCA